CUGCCGGGCUCCCGUCCGCCCCGCCUACCCCCGUUGCCGGGUGCUGGCGGCGGCACCAGGCGGCGGCGGCAGGAUGGCAGCGCCCAUCAUCCCCGAGAGCGGCAGCAUUAAAAAAGCAGUGUUGCUCAUUAACAUGAUAGACCCAGGCAAAUUUCCUAGAUUACUCUCCCGCAUCCUUCAGAAGCUUCAUCUAAAGACUGAGAGCAGUUUCAGUGAAGAGGAGGAAGAAAAACUACAAGCUGCGUUUUCAGUGGAGAAGCAAGAUCUUCAUUUAGUCCUUGAAACUAUAUCAUUUAUUUUGGAACAGGCAGUCUAUCAUAACCUGAAACCAGCUAUUCUGCAACAGCAGCUGGAGAGCAUUCACCUUGAUCAAGACAAAGCAGAAGCAUUUGUCAGUGCAUGGACUGCAGCAGGUCAAGAUACAAUUGAAAAGUUCAGGCAGAGGAUUUUGGCCCCUCAAAAGCUUGAGACAAUUGGAUGGCAGCUUAACCUUCAGAUGGCUCAGUCCACCCAAGCGAAACUGAAAUCUCCUCAAGCUGUAUUAGAACUUGGAAUGAGCAAUGAAGAUUCAAAGGGAAAGAACAUAGAUCCAUUACAAUGGGUCUUACCCCCUACUUGCAGCUACUUGGAGGCAGAACCAGACAUGUUGGUCCUGGCAGACUGGGAGUAGUCAUACCUGAGAACCCCCAGCAAAACUGAUCUGCCUCCAGCAGCUGCAAGGAGGAUUUACCAGAACUCCUGGUCAGCACUACAAGAAAACAAAUGAAUACCACAAAAAGGGAUCCUUCUUACUCUUUAAUAUUCAUCUUAUGGGAAGAAGAUAAAGAUAAGAAAAGAUAAAUGGAGAUAUACCCAUCUCCUAGAACUGGAAGGGACCCCGAAGGGUCAUCGAGUCCAGCCCCCUGCCUUCACUAGCAGGACCAAGUACUGAUUUUGCCACAACCCCCAAGUGGCCCCCUCAAGGAUUGAACUCACAACCCUGAGUUUAAGCAGGCCAAUGCUCAAACCACUGAGCUAUCCCUCCACCCCUGAGCAUUGGUUAGCUCUUAUUUAUUCUCAGGAGCUCUGCGACAAGCUUGCUGGAAAUACCACUUCUGAUACUAAGGUAACGGGCUGUUGCAGCUUCCAGUGCAGCAUGUCCAGGUGGGCGUCUCUGACAGGAAUACCUCACUGGCAACAAGUGGAAUAGAGAAGCAGGCAGGAAAAGGUGCAGAAAUGCCUGGGCUAACCAUAUCUCGCUCUUAUAUUGUAGGCAGGCCAUGCCCAAUCUGCUGGGCCAACAGGAUCCUGCACAUUCUGCAGGUGUAAAUUUUCUUCAGAUUCCCUCUUCGGUAAUAUCUUGUCUCAAAACAUGGAGCACUCUCCCUGUGCCCUACAAAGAUGGGGAGGAGAACCUGUAAGGUUAGGGUACCCUCAGUAUCAGAGUCCUCAAAGAUUGAUUUCUCUCUUCUUUCCCCAUCACCACUCCCCUCUCCCCCCUCAAAUCUGAGAAAUUGGGAAAGACAUCAGGGAAGGAUGCUACAGAUUCUGAUUACAGGGGACACUCCUGCAGAGAGAAAUUUCCAAGGUUCAGUUUUCCCAGUAAAACAAGUAAUAAGGGGUGCAGGGAAGUUCACCAUAAUACAAAUUUUUCUGCAGCUCAGCAUCUCCCACAAUGCUGAUAUGUAUGGGCAUUUCCCCUCCCGUCUGCAGUUUCUGGAGGCAGUUCAUAUCUAUAGCACAGCCCAUGAGAGCCAUGUCCCCCUCUCUGGCUUGCUGCCAGAUCUUCUGCCUCAAUGGCAGCAGUCAAGUAACGGUUCACUUUGCUCCUGACUUCUCUUUGCCAGCGUUUUUUUGUCGUCUGUUUUUUUAAGCAUUGGUGAGCAAUUUUUCUUUAGUCUGUCUUCUCUCCCCCAUCCUGGCUUAGGUAUUGAGCACUGAGGUGGUCUCAGUCACCCAGAGCCGGCACUGCAGUGCCUGCCUGCCAGACUUCUCUGUCCCCUUCAGGCAUGGCAGAGCUGUCUUGCAAACAGUAGGCAGUGAGGCAGCUUUCAGAGGCUCUUUAGAAGGCAAAUUAUGCCCUUCCUGUCCUCAGUGAGCUGACCCUGGCAUGUUGGUACAGGCUAAGUCAGACUGGCUGUUGUGGGCCCCAAGGAACUGCGACUCCAACAUAGAAAAGCUCAAGAAGGAAUGACAAAACCAACAGGAAGAGACUCCAAAGAUAAGGAGGACUUCAGCCAGACAGCCCAAGGGGUAAGUCCUUGGACAGAACAGGACCAGAAAGACAAAUCCUUAAGGGGCACCAGGGCAUGUGUGUGUCCCUUUACCCCCAAAGUACUAAAAUGGAUCCUAAGUUGGCCUGGGAGAGAAGCGGGGCUCAUACUUGGCUCCCCUUUUCCCUAAAUUUAGGGAACUCUGACUACAAAACCGCAUAACCCAGCCAAAGGGAGGACACUGAGGGAGACAUAUCCAGAGGGCUCACAGUGCUGCAUAAAGCAAGCCACAAAAGAUUGCAGCUGGGGAAUGACUCCUGCAAAGUGAGCCAAAAAAUCCAGAGAGAGCAAAAAGGAAAAGAAAAGUACAAAAAGCCUAAGAGGUAUUUGUCCUCUGACUCAAACACUCUCCACCCCUCCCACCUGCCCCAGGAAGGGUUACUUUAGGAUAUAGGCUUUGAGCAGGACAUAGUAAAAAUGCAGCAAAGAUUUUCUCUCUUUCAGAUCUUUGAAAGCAUGUGCUGGUAGUAAACACCAAGAACUCCUUGACUCCCUCCAGAGAGAGAUUUCAUCUGGGAGUGAACUUGAAAAAGGAGUAAAUCUCUCCUGGUUUAUAAUCCCCCAAAGUCUUUGUUUAAAAUGUAGUGCAUCUGCUGCUUUCACGUCUUGUGCAAGAGCCACACAUGCAUGGUCAUACUCCCUAUUGCCUGGUGUAUGAUUCAAGAUCAGAAAAAUAUUCUGGACUGGCUGCCUUUUUUAAGAGAGAUUUUUAUUAGCAGUGGCUGUCGUGGGAAAUGCCUCUUCCUCCGCCUUUAACAGCCUAAGAUUUACAGGAAGAGCAAUGAUAUAUAUAUACACAUCAUGGUGUCAUGACAGUUUAAUUAUAACAUAUAUUAUAAACUUUGUUACAACACUAGCUCCACCUAAGGGCAUGGAAAGCUAAUUCGCAGGCAAAACAGGUACUAUUUACUACUAAAUAUCCCAGGGGCAGGCUCUUUAGUGACUUAGUAGGUUGUGCUGCCCUGGAAACCUCCUUUCAGUUAAUUUAAAAAAAAAAAAAAUCUAAGAAGGCCUUUAAGCUCAAAUGGAAAUAUAUACUCUACUGUGGGUCUUGGCACUCUUUGAUCCAAAUGACAGUUAUAUGAGGGACAUCCGUUAGAUGAUUGAACACACCAAGUGACGAGAGACAGAAGGGAUACUGCAGAAAAACCUUCGUUUUCAAGCACACAUGGCUAGAGUCUGACUACAUAAUGUAGUUUCCUAAAGAGGGGACAAGUGGCAGAAGAUGUUGAAGUGUGGGACACUACUACAUCAGAAAAAUGAAUCUGAGGCAGAGAGAUCCAGCCUAACCUUAGGGUUAAAUGCAACCCCUAAACCAAGGUUAAUGACAUUCUAUUAUUCUUCCAAUCAACUGAAACUCCAGACUAUGAAGACUGCAAUAUAUCAUCUUAAAACUGCAGUAAUUUAUCCCCUAGGCAACAAGAAAGCUUAGAAAUAUACUCCAUCUUCUUUUUAGAGCACAAAGCACUCCAAAAACAGAAGGGUGCCUAACCUCAGCUUCUUGAUUUGAUUCUUCUGGAAGCCAUGGUUCAGGACUGAAACCUUAAAUUCCACUUCAGCAACCAUUUCUAAAGGGGAAUUAUUCCCCGCUCUCCCAUCAGCGGAUUGGAAGAACACCUAUCUGCACAUCAUAAUAUGAACCUCCCAUAGUAGACAUGUCGUCUUCACAUGCAACAGACAAUGUUUGUAGUAUGUUGACUUACCUUUUGGCCCACCUGCCUCUCUAAGUGCUUCCCAAAAUACUAGUUAACAUUUUGUUUUCCUUGGACAGAAAAGAAUUCACGUAUAGUCGCUCUAAAAUGACCUGCUCUGCAGAGUACCUUUCCUGCAAGAGGCCCACAUAACAGCCUAGGUUGUAUUCUGAAAUAACAUGGAUUUGUCAACACUCCCAAGAGCCAAACGAUUUCACACAUUUGAUAUUAUUUACGAGAGUUAUCAUAGCUACCAACCUCCACAGAAGUAUUUCUGUCAGGGCAGGAUUCAGAAGCUGGUGGCUGCAAGGCACAAUAGAAUUUGUUAUUCAGUCACAGCUAUGAGUGUUCUGAUGUCUCAGAUUAGAACAAUGGUGUUGCAGAGUGUGGCUGCAUCAUAGCACCCCUUCUGGCUGAUCAUGGCACUGCAGGCUCUCCCAACCUCAGUUUCCCCUCACCCAGGUUUUGUGUCUCCCACAGAUUCAUGUGGCUCAAUUCUCUUUUGGACUAACAGAAGACCAAACUUUAAUACUAUAAUAGGGUGGAAAGCCCUGAAGUCGGGUCAAGAGGACUCUAGGAAAGUAGCCUGGGAGUCUGCACUCUAUCCCAGAGCAGAGAGAGUGAAAGGUAGCCUAGAGGGGCUGAGACUGUAAAAGGGACUCCAGGGAAGAAUUCUGGGAGUCAGCACUCUGUCCCAGAGUGAAGAGACUUUUUGUCCCCCUUUGGUCUCCCCUGAGCCUACCUUCUGUGCUCCCUUUAAGUCUGUCCACUCAGUUAUAGAGCACCGAGUCCCCAGGUAACAUGUUUCCCUUGGAGUACACAGCUUUUUGCAGACCCUGGCUCAGGGCCUUCCACAGAAGCCUGCCCACUCCCUGUGUUUACACAGUCUAGACUGAUCUCACUCAGCCUUUUUAUAAGGUCCAGCUGUCCAUUAAACUAUCACCCAACCCUACUUACCAGCUGGUUGCCCCCUCAGGCUGGGAGCCAGCAAAUCAAUUAUGAUACAGGUAGGGCUGGCUCUAUCUCCCCAUAAAGAGGAAAGUCAGCCUGUGACUGUUGGUCCAUUACACCAAUAUACUAUUGAGUGAGGUUCCACAUGAGUCCACUCUAGAAGCUUCCUAAUUUAUUGAGGCUACAGGACCCAUAAUCUUUGUUCUUCCUUGUCGUGUUGUAAAGAGGUACUCAGAGGGCCAGAGUAUAAAAACUGGAGAGGAUUGGGGGAGCAAAUUGAUGCCACCUUCAAGUGCAGGGAAGCUAAUUCAGGGAACAGUUUCAUCCAAGGUUAAUGGAGGAUCAGAUGUCCAACACAGUAUCAGUUGGAUCAAACUCAGAAUAAUCAGUUAUGCCCUAAGAACUUUAAUUUCAGUUCUGAUCAACCAAGAUCUACAUCUAACAACAUCUUUGCAGUGGCUUUUUUUCAUCAAUCCUGUUAUGAGCAUUUGAACUUCUCUUUUUUUGGGUGAAGGGAGACGGAAUUGGAAAGGGAAGGGGGGAGAGAGAGAGAGAAAUCUGUAUUCUCAAGCACUACACGUAAAUAGGUUAUAAACAUCACACCAGCUGGGUAAGCAGGCAAAGGAUAAAUCCAGAAGAGAAGAAUAUACCUGUCAGGGUCUUCAAAUGGGGAAACAGACCCUGGGUUGCCGCCCUUUGUCAACAGACCUUUUGCAUCCAAGAUACACAAAGAUACUGAAGUCGUGUUCCAGAUAAAGAGAUUUAUAGUCAGGGCAUGAUCAUGGCUACGUUCUUCCCUGGCAAAAAGUAUGACUGUCUUUUUCUCUUCAUAAUGUUGUCCAGGACAUCUUUAAAACAAAAAGGGCAAAAGUAGGCCUCUCGUUAUCCAAAUAAAUCCUGUUUCUUGAACUCAAUUCUGGUAGCACUAAUUUGUUAUGCUACCUUUAUAAGAAGACUUUUCUCUCAAGGACCAAAAUCCACACCCAGGACCCGAGUAAAUAAUAUAACUAUAGAAUCCUGAAGAUGCACCAAUUAAAAUAAGUUAUUCAGAUGUGUUUGUUGCACCUUUAACUUUGAGAAAGUAUUCCACAAAAAGGAAAUAUUCAGGGCCCUGCCAAUAGGUAAGACAUUAGUAUGGAUGGAUCCAGUCAAGACAAGUGCAAAGCAUGUCUUCUUUUGGUGUUCUUACAGUAAAGUCUUAAUACAGGCCUAAAAUCUCAAACUGUAAUAUCUUAGUGGUAACUAUUUCCAGCUCGCUAAAGAUAGUAAGCAGGUUUUGGAUUGCCCUCUUAUCCAGACAUAUGAUUUCUUAUAGCUGCACUUCUCAACUCUGUACAAAUGAGGAGAGGUUCCUCUAGGGAUCUAAAUCUUGUUAUAAACACCGUGGUUAAGCAUUCUUUUGAUCUCUUGUCAGAAGUGCCCUUAGAUUUUCUAUAUUUAAAGAUUGUCAUCUUGGUUGCAAUCACCUUGGAAAGGAGUGUUUUUGGAGGUUACUGAGGAACAGCAGUACUGAGCCUUUCAUGAAGCAAAGUUGUUCUAAAAGCUAAUGCAGCCUUUAGUCCAAAAAUAAUCUGGUUACAAGAUUUUUUGUUUUUCUUUCAUCCUUUUUUUUUUGGUGCAAAAACACCAUUUAAAAUAAAUAAAUUUAAGCAAACCAAUGUUUCACUCACCUCUGGUAUACUCUUGAUGGGAGGAGAGCUCUAAAAACUCAACAUUGAAUACAAUACCCAAUUCAGAAAAUCUCUAACUCUGUUGGGCUCUAAUUUAUUUAUCAUAAAUUUUAAAAGGAUUGGCAAGUCUUCAGUUAUUACAUGGCUAAAGUGGUACUUCUCAGAAAUUAUAAAAGGGAAAAGCUGUUUUUUCCCUUGAACAUUCAUGCUCAUUCAUUCGGGGCCAUGAAAGCUGCCUGGCCUGAAGGGGUAGAUGAAACACACAGAAAGAAUUAUGGGAUGGCUGCCUGGUCCUGUUUCCGCUCUGGGGGUGUGUGUGUGUCUGUGUCUGUCUGUGUACACUCACAGACAUUGCUCCCUCCUUUAAGAAACUCCCUCUCAAAAAUAUAUAUAUAUACAACAUUUAAAUUUUUUGAAUUCAAGCUGUAAUUGAUUACCUGUUGAGAUGACUGGUUUCCUGUGUGGCAACAUCUAAAACAAUAAACCACAUUAUCGAACUU
This is a messenger RNA of Gopherus flavomarginatus (Mexican gopher tortoise), 7064 nucleotides long. It is a transcript of the gene COMMD10, whose product is annotated as COMM domain containing 10. The transcript is spliced from 6 exons. Bases 74 to 670 code for a protein of 198 amino acids. Lineage: Eukaryota; Metazoa; Chordata; Testudines; Testudinidae. The record is from RefSeq and is a predicted model, not a curated record.